This is a messenger RNA of Nerophis lumbriciformis (worm pipefish), 2283 nucleotides long. Lineage: Eukaryota; Metazoa; Chordata; Actinopteri; Syngnathiformes; Syngnathidae. The record is from RefSeq and is a predicted model, not a curated record.
AUGGCCAUCCAAAAAUCUCCUACCAUAUUCACCAUGUGCCACAUUCCCAUCUUCUCUUGGAUCACCACCAGAGUUAUUCAGGGUUAUUUGGACAAAGAUGAGGAGGGUGAGCUUCCCAUAACACUGACUGAGAUAUGCACAGUGCUCUUGUCCUACAACCUGGAAAGGUUCAAGGAGAGACUUCCUUCUGAAAGCAUCCAUUACAUGAAAGUGCUAGCAGAGCUGGCUUUUCACCACACGAUGAAAAAGCAUCAGAUCUUCUACGAAGAAGACCUGAAGAAGAGCGGGUUUGAUUACCGCCAAGCCGCAAAACACUGUGGUUUGUUCACCGAGGUUUUUAAUGAGGUGCGUCAGGUAAGAAAACAACAAGGCAAGAUGUUUCAGUUUAUCCAUCUGACCAUCCAAGAAUAUUUGGCUGCACUGUACGUGAUGAUAAGCCUCUUCCACGACAAGAAAAACAUUCUGGCUUAUUUAGAACUAUCACUGGAAGGUGUUUUCAUGCCAAUCACUCAGGUCCAUGAGUUAGCUAUUCAAAAAGCUUGGGAGAAUGAAGGAAACCUGGACCUGUUCCUCCGCUUCCUCAUUGGCCUUUCCUUGCAGUGCAACCAGAAAAUAGUGAGGGAACUGCUGAAGCCUCCAGAGAACUGUUGUCAAAGCAACUUGGACACAGUAAGGUUUAUCAAGCAUUGUAUGGCAUUUAAAUCUCCAGAAGAGAACAUCAACUUGUUCUAUUGUCUAAACGAGCUGAAUGACAAUUCCUUGCUAAAGCGGAUCCAGCAGAAACUAAGUAAAGGAAAUCUGAACUGGCGCAACAAGCCAGUGGUCAUGUGGUCAGCCCUGGCCUUCUUCUUACUAACCUCCGAUGAAGCCAUGAAUUCCUUUGACCUUCAGAAGUACUCUGCAACAGCGGUGGGGCUUGAGAUGCUACAGUCUGUGGUCAAGGGUUCUCAAAAAUCAUUCUGUCACCUGCUGGCCUCCAUUCUCAACUCCCGAUCAAACCUGAGGCAUCUGGACCUGAGCAACAACAACCUGUUGGACGAGGGAGUCGAGAUCCUCUUGGAAGGACUGGCCAGCCCACACUGCAUCUUACAAUCUGUCACGCUGCAAGAUCACAGAGGAAGGAUGCGUUUCAUUGAUCGAGGCUCUCAAGUUAAACCCCUCCCAUCUCAAGCGCUGCACCUGAACCACAACAACCUGCGGGAUGGGGUCUUGAUCCUGUUGGCCAGCCCACACUGCAUCUUACAUGUUCUCGAGCUGAUAGAUUGCAGGAUCACAAAGAAAGGAUGCGUUUCAUUGGCGCAGGCUCUAAAGUCAAACCUCUCCCAACUUCAAACGAUGGACCUGAGCGGCAAUGUCCUGAUGGACGAGGGGGUCGAGACCCUUUCAAAAGCACUGGCCAGCCCAGAGUGCAACUUACAAGACCUCAUGCUGAAACACUGCAGGAUCACGAAAGAAGGAUGCGUUUCAUUGGCGGAGGCGCUUAAGUUAAACCCCUCCCGUCUUCAAAAGCUGGACCUCAGCAACAAUGUGCUGAUGGACGAGGGAAUCGAGAAGCUCUCAAUAGGACUGGCCAGGCCAGACUGCAUCUUACAAGACCUCAAGCUGUCACACUGCAGCAUCACAAAAAAAGGAUGUUUUUCAUUGGCUGAGGCUCUCAAGUCAAACCCCUCCCAUCUUCAAAAAAUGGACCUGACCGGCAAUGACCUAAUGGAUGAGGGCAUCGAGCUCCUCUCUGCUGGACUGGCCAGUCCAGACUGCAUCUUUAAAAUCCUCAGGCUACCAUACUGUAAGAUCAUGAAGCAAGGAUGUGUUGCAUUGGCCGAAGCUCUCAAGUUAAACCCCUCCCAUCUUCAAGAACUGGAGCUGAGCUACAUCAACCUGCGGGAUGGGGUCUUGAGCCUGUCGGCUGCACUAGCCAGCCCACUCUGCAACUUGCGAAUCCUCGGGCUGUCAUCCUGUGGGAUCAUGGAGAAAGAAUGUGUUUCAUUGGGCAAAGCUCUCAAGUUAAACCCCUCCCAUCUUCAAGAGCUUAACCUGAGCUACAACAAACUGCGUGAUGGGGUCUUGAUCCUCUCGGCCGGACUAGCCAGUCCAGACUGCACCAUACAAGUUCUUGAGCUGACAGACUGCAGGAUCACAGAGAAAGGAUGCGUUUCAUUGGGCGAGGCUUUCAAGUCAAAACCCUACAAUCUUCAAAGCUCGCUCAAUCGCUCGGAUGCUCCAUCUGCGCAUCUUCUUCUGGCGUGUAAGCACGCUCUUCUUCGCGUGAGCAAGUACAAGUGA